Branchiostoma floridae (Florida lancelet) is the source of this 426-nucleotide messenger RNA. RefSeq names its product glutathione S-transferase omega-1-like. Gene Ontology annotation, biological process: glutathione metabolic process. The record is from RefSeq and is a predicted model, not a curated record. Gene Ontology annotation, molecular function: glutathione dehydrogenase (ascorbate) activity; glutathione transferase activity. The transcript has 2 exons. NCBI's taxonomy places the organism in Eukaryota, Metazoa, Chordata, Leptocardii, Amphioxiformes, Branchiostomatidae. Bases 1 to 411 code for a protein of 136 amino acids. Gene Ontology annotation, cellular component: cytoplasm.
AUGGGGGGAGUCACAGGAUUCCCAAGUGUUGGUCUGGUGUCCAGGUUCUCCUUUGUGAAGACCGAGCUGAACUGGUCUCCUAACGCUUCAGCCUUCUCCUUAGGGUCGGAGUCUAACAUAUUCCUUUCUUCCUUCCCUACCUAUAGGUACGAGACCGUCAACGUCUGCACGAAAAACAAGCCCGAGUGGUUCUUCUCCAUCAACCCCCUGGCCAAGGUGCCCACCCUGCAGCAUGACGGCAAAGUCGUGUACGAGUCCCUGGUGUGUAACGAGUACGUGGACCGGGUCUUCCCGGGCAGGAAGCUGUUACCGGAGGAGCCUCUGGAGAAGGCACGGAUCGGGAUGCUGCAGGCCAUCUGGGACGCUAAGGUCAGUAGUGUUCAAAGAUGCACAGUGAAGAAAAGUUGCUAGGGGGCGUAAAUGUAC